AUGCAGGCGGAGCGCGACGAGAUCAAUCACGCUGCCGUGUUGGAGGCGCCAGCGUGCAUGCCGGUCGACCUGGCUAAGAUGCGUCCCAAACUGUUCCUGGACGACAUCAUGACGCCCUGCUUGGCACGGGUGCGUCUGUUCUUCAGCGCAGACGGCGUCGCUUCCAUCGACCAGGAUCAUCGCGACCUGGUCAAUGCGUACAAGGACGAAGUCGGCAUCAAGGCAAUCAUCGAUGCACACAGCAACAAAACGAAUUUCAACGACGGCUGGUAUUCUUUCGACAGGGCGCGCUUCUCACAGCUGCACCGUUUAUGUUCGGGAAUGGCGUCCGUGUUCGCGAAGACUACCUCGAAGGUGGAGUCCGACUUCAGCAUCCUGAAAUGGGAGAAGGACGAGUUCCGCAUGAACCUUCUCGACCUGUCGCUCGAGGGUAUCUUCCAGGCCAAGCAGUUCAAGCUGCUGGGCCUGCUCGACCCCAACCCAGUGCCCCAAGCAGACGACGACGAUGAUGACGACACGUAA
Messenger RNA from Aphanomyces astaci, 522 nucleotides. RefSeq lists its product as hypothetical. NCBI's taxonomy places the organism in Eukaryota, Oomycota, Saprolegniomycetes, Saprolegniales, Verrucalvaceae. The coding region runs from base 1 to 522 and encodes 173 amino acids. The transcript has a single exon. The record is from RefSeq and is a predicted model, not a curated record.